AUGGCCGCCCCAACAACAACAGAUCAAGAAGUGUCUGGGCUCCGCGCUGGCCUCACCAACUAUGGAGACCCAGACUUUGCCCUCUUCCUUCGCAAGGCAUUCAUCAAGGGCGCAGGCUACUCUGAUGACGCACUGGACCGGCGGAUUGUGGGCAUCCUCGACACGCAGAGUGGUUACAAUCCCUGUCAUGCAAAUGUCCCCCAGCUCCUGGAGGCGGUUAAGCGCGGCGUCAUGCUGCAAGGCGCACUGCCGGUGACGUUCCCGACAAUCUCACUGCACGAGUCGUUUUCGUAUCCCACGUCCAUGUUCUUGCGAAACCUCAUGAGCAUGGACACCGAAGAGAUGAUCAAAGCCGCCCCGAUGGACGCCGUCAUCCUCAUUGGCGGGUGUGAUAAGACCGUCCCUGCGGAGCUCAUGGGCGCCAUCUCGGCCGACCUGCCCGCCAUCCAGCUCGUUGUUGGCCCCAUGGUCACAGGCUCUCACCGUGGAGUGCGUGUUGGCGCCUGCACAGACUGUCGCGGGUACUGGGCCAAAUACCGUGCUGGAGAGAUUGAUAUCGAAGAGAUUGGCAAUGUCGGCAACGAGUUGGUCCCAAGCUCAGGUACCUGUGGCGUGAUGGGUACUGCCUCUACGAUGGCCUGCAUCACCGAGGCCCUCGGUAUCGCACCUCUCGGGAGUGCAUGCCCCCCAGCAAACGGAUCGCAGCGCCUCCGUGUCGCUGAGCUCACUGGUAAACUUGCCGCCAAACCUCUUCUCCGCCCGACUGAGAUUAUUACUCGCAAGUCGUUUGAAAACGCCAUCACGGUCCUGCAAGCUAUUGGAGGAAGCACCAACGCCGUCGUGCACCUCCUGGCCAUCGCUGGACGGGUCCCAGGCCUCGACCUGACCCUGGACGACUUUGACCGGAUUGGACGCAAGACGCCGCUUCUCGUCGACCUGAAGCCCAGCGGUGUCAACUACAUGGAAGACUUUUACAAGGCCGGCGGUGUACCCGUGCUUCUGAAGCAGCUGGCACCCCUCCUUCACCUUGAUUCUGUCACCAUCACCGGCCGCACCCUCGGCGAGGAACUCGCCAUGCUCCCCACACCAUUCGACCAGUCCAUCGUGCGGCCCCUGUCUGACCCUCUGGUACCCAACUCGUCCCUGGUCGUGCUCCAAGGAAACCUGGCACCGAGCGGCUGCAUCCUGAAGCAGUCGGCCAUGUCGGCCUCGCUGAAGCAUCAUCGCGGAAAGGCCGUCGUCUUCAAGGAUGCCGACGACAUGCUCGCCCGCAUAGAUGACCCAAACCUCGAGGUUGAACCGGGCAGUGUCCUCGUGUUGCAGAACAUUGGCCCCGUGGGUCAUCCUGGUAUGCCCGAGGCGGGGUACUUGCCGAUCCCGAAGAAACUGGCGAGACACGGUGUCAAGGAUAUGCUUCGCAUAUCAGAUGGCCGGAUGUCGGGCACGGCCAGUGGCGCGGUCAUCCUCCACGUUUCCCCCGAGGCGGCGGUUGGGGGCCCUCUGGCGGUCGUUGAGAGCGGAGAUGAGAUUGCGCUCGAUGUCCAGACGCGCUCGCUCCAGCUCUGUAUCCCAGACUCUGAGCUCGAGCGCCGCUUGGUGGCUUGGAAGGCUGCCAACCCCACUGGUACGGGCAGGAAACGACCUGAGCGCGGGUACCGCCAACUCUACCACGACCGUGUAGUGCAAGCGGACAAGGGUGCAGACUUUGAUUUCUUGCGCAGUGCGGAUAAAUGA
Apiotrichum porosum is the source of this 1734-nucleotide messenger RNA. RefSeq lists its product as uncharacterized. The coding region runs from base 1 to 1734 and encodes 577 amino acids. NCBI's taxonomy places the organism in Eukaryota, Fungi, Basidiomycota, Tremellomycetes, Trichosporonales, Trichosporonaceae. The record is from RefSeq and is a predicted model, not a curated record. Gene Ontology annotation, molecular function: hydro-lyase activity. The transcript has 5 exons.